GCUGCGGCGGGGAGGUGUAGGUGUGAGGGCGGUCUGUGCGGUAGGCGCCCGGCAGGCAGGCCGGCCGGCAGGCAUGUGCGGGAGGAAGCGCGGCGGGCAGGGACCGGUGCCGAGCUGAGCGGCCACGGAAGGGCUCGGGAUGGCGGCGGUCGUGGCUGCCGGGCCGCCGCCGCCGCGGCUGGCCGCCUCGGUGCUGCUCCCGCUGGCGCUGCUGCUCCUGCCGCCUCUCCCGCCUCUCUCCGCGGAGGGGGCCAGUCUGGCGGAGAACGUCAUCUGGGCCGUGAACUCGGGCGGGGAGGCCCAUGUGGACGUGCACGGCAUCCAUUUCCGGAAGGACCCGCUCGAGGGACGCGUGGGACGAGCUUCCGACUAUGGAAUGAAGCUGCCAAUCUUGCGAUCCAACCCAGAGGAUCAAAUUCUCUACCAGACAGAACGCUAUAAUGAGGAAACGUUUGGUUAUGAGGUCCCCAUCAAGGAGGAAGGCGACUACGUUCUUGUGCUGAAGUUUGCGGAAGUCUAUUUUGCACAGUCCCAGCAAAAGGUGUUCGAUGUGCGCUUGAAUGGCCACGUGGUGGUGAAGGACUUGGACAUCUUUGACAGAGUUGGACACAGCACAGCCCAUGAUGAGAUUAUUCCAAUCAGCAUCAAAAAGGGGAAGCUGACUGUCCAGGGAGAGGUUUCCACGUACACGGGGAAGCUAAACAUUGAGUUUGUGAAGGGGUACUAUGAUAAUCCAAAAAUCUGUGCACUGUACCUCCUGCGAGGAACCGUAGACGAUGUUCCAAAGCUGCAGCCCCACCCAGGCCUAGAGAAAAAGGAGGAGGAGGAAGAUGAAGAGGAAUAUGAAGAAGGCUCCAGCACGAAAAAGCAGACCAAUAAGAACCGAGUCCAGUCAGGGCCCCGCACACCAAAUCCUUAUGCCUCGGACAACAGCAGCCUCAUGUUCCCGAUCUUAGUGGCCUUCGGUGUUUUCAUCCCUACUCUCUUCUGCCUGUGCAGGUUGUGAGAGACAAGACACGACAUGGCCGGCUGCAGAGCUGAGGGGAAGAAUGAGGCCAAACACAGAGGCUGUUUUGGCUUCCCCAUGUUUCAAAUAAUUUAAGUAAAAUAAAGGUUUGUUGAGGAGCAGCCGAUACAAUCCAGGGAGCAGUUGCAUCACCUGCUUUGGGGCAAGCCGCCUCCCCCUCCCUUCGGUGAACUUUGGGGCUUCUCCAGGUGUGCGCUGAGCAGCUGCCUUUCCUACACAGGAACCUUGAGGCAGAGCCUGGAUACUCGCAGCCCUCUGGUGCUGAGGAAGCGGCUCCUUGCAGGGAGCAUGAUGGAGCAGCGUGGUGGGGACAGCACAAUGUCUGCAGAGGCGGCUCUGCCACUGGACCCCUUGGCCCUUGUGCCAGAGCUGCUGGGGUCGGACUGGUUUCAUGGCCUCUGCUGGAAUGUUUGUCACGAAACACACGGUACUUCCUUUAUUUCUGGAUGAGAAAAGGGUCGCCUUUGCUGGUUCGUCUCUGGCCUGAAGGGCCUGUGGCUAUUGAAACAGGGUGGUCUGGUUGGCCUGGCUUGGCUGCCUUGCCUUACAAAUGCGCUUUCCAUCGUCACUGUAACAUCUGAGCUGACCUUUCACCUGGGAAAGGGUUCCGUUUCAGGCAGGCCAUUUUUCCUCUUGCCCAAGCAACACUGACAUGGCACCUGUUGCUUGUCCUUGGAGGAUUUCUUUCCCUGGCUAUCCAUUGUGGCUUCAAAUUUCUCUUUGCUUAGGACCAUCCCACUGCCUUGGCCCGGCGGGUGGCCAGAGUGUGGAAAGGCUGGAGCUCUGGGGCUCUUCUGAAUCGGUUCUAAUUCUUCCCAUGGCCCUCCUAAUUUCCCUUCUCCAGAAGAUGUCUGAACCUUGGAACUUUUUUCUUCCUGGGCAAGGAGACCUUGAUCCAGCCUUCUCCAGCCUGGUAUCUUCCAGAGAUGUUGGACUGUAAUCUCAGUAUCCAAGCUUGGGAAUGUUGGGAAUUGUAGUCCCAACACACUUGGAAGGCACCAGGUUAGGGAAGACUACUUUGGAUACAGCUUAAAAUGCUUCAGUUCUACUUCUUGAUAUGGACCUGAAAACCUUGGGUGUGGUUGGGUGACCUUAGCGUAGGAGCAGCGUGGCAUUGCAGAGAGUCUCUGCCUGGGUCACCUGGAAGGGGCCUUUUUGUGCAUACUGGAGAGUGUGGCGUGGCCAGAGUUGCAAAUGAGGUAUUGGUGUAUGCUUAUUGGUGUAAGAAGGUACACGCUUCUUUGUGUCUUGAGUCCUGUUGCAUCCAUUGCAGAGAUCGUGUCCAUGCCAUCCUGGAUGGGCGACCGGCCAUACAGGCCCAUCCUGUGUCGAUCUUUUCCCUGGGCCCUUAUUUUCUCCCAUUCUGCAGACACCUCCACAUGUUCCCACAUGAUGCAAGAGUUCCAGUUCAGGGUGUUCUGGGAGAUGGCUGGCAGCGCCUUGCUUACCACGUCCUGUUGCCAUUCAUGAGAAGAGCCCAGACUGAGUGUGUGUCCUGAGCCUUGACUGGCAGGCUUCACUUGCCUUUCCAGAAUACUGGAACAUUGAGGAUGGGUGCCUGUAACCUGACAUCUCGGUGUGCGUGACCCCCAGGACUGCUGGUUUUUCAUCCGCAGUAUAAUCCCAGUGAACGGAGCCACUGUGUCACACUGCAAUAAAUGCAUCAGACCCAGUCCGUUUUCCCUCCCAACCCCAAGUCACAUUUUUAAAGAAAACCGCAUAGACAAUUGAAGCCGCUGGGGCGUCUCCCCCUCCUUUUCCUGUGCUUGGUUUUUGCCUUGUUUUUGCUCCUGGUUGAGCCUCACGCAGCACCCUGCGAGCCCUGCCAGGGCUUGGUGCUACUCUGGACUCGGAAGCUGGGUGCCCCCUGAGAUUCCAUUGUGCUGUUGGUCAACAUCCUCUGCACCCUCCUCCCCUCCCGUGGCUUGAGACCUUGCUUGAAGGGAAAGGAAGACGGUGCUGCAUUUUUCAAGCCCCCGCUCUCUGCCUGGCUCAGUUUGGGGGCUCGUGUGUUCUAGGAGGCCUGCCUGGCAGCUGGUGGCACAUGUGCUCGGGUAUGCGAUGGUUGGCACUGGGGGCUGCCUUUAGCUUGAUGAAAAUCUUUGUGGAGCUGCUUGUCUUGGAGUUGGUAAAUAAACAGGUCAGCUAGCUUGUGGCACAAAGUCUGUUUUCCUCCUCGAGAAUCUUACUUCCUUGGAGGCCUGAAGCAGAGGGAAGGUGCAUAGGCAAAGAAGGGCUACAGUGCCUCCACGAGAAGAAGCUGGCAGGUGGACGUGCUGGCGCAAUGGCCUGCCUCCCCGUCUGGCUCGCUUGGAAGAGCUGGGUGGCUACUGAUUGCCUCCCUGAAUGAGUCUGGGGCCCCAUCUGCCCCAUUCCAGAGAGUUGUUAAUCCCUGAAGGAGAAAAGGCCGAUUGCUCUAGCUUUGGCAUUGUGGGCAGGUCAAGCGUGUGCUCUCCUCUCACAGGCCGUGUUGUGAGAGAAUUGUGUCCCCUGAGGAAAGGGGGCAGUGGAGUUCUUCUCCCUUCCUCCCCUUCACUAUUGCCAGUUGUCAAAAAGUCAUCAUAUGUCACUAAUGGUACUGAGUGCUUGAAAAACUCUCCCACCCUCUGAAAUCGGCAAGAAGGCUGAGCCAUCCGCUGCUUGGUGGGUCAGUGGGGAGCCUGCGGCUUGCUUUCUCCGUGACCGUCCACUGUAGUCCCGUGGGAGAAGGAAAGGUGGAGGACUGUCCCUGCUCGCAGCCCAGCUCAAGCACAGAGGGAGCGGCUCUCCCUUGCCGUCUCUGAAUUCGGCUGCCAUCGUCCCCCCGCUCUAGCAUUUGUGUGCAUGCGAGAGCAGCGAGUGCCCUCGUUCCAGGGGCGCAGUGCAGGAGGGAAGUAGAGGAAUGCUGGAAUCUAAUCUGAAUGCAUGUGCUGUGCCUUCUUAAAUUUUCAGGUAGGAUUUGCUUGUAAAGAAGCUUCUGUUUUAAGGAACUUCUCUUUCCUCUUCUAAGCAGUGAGGAGUGGGUGGGAAAGCAGUUUCCUUUGAACCAAACCUUCUCCCCAUCUGCCAGCAGUGCACGUCACGUGCUGAGAUUUAUACGCCUAAAGCCACUUCAGCAUGGUGGGCGGGCUUCCAUUCCUGCAUAGUCGGGGGGGGGGGAGACCCAGAAGAGACCCCUGCCAGCUUGCCUUCCAUCAAAUAGAGCUAGGCUAGAGCUGUGGGAUGGAAAUGCUCUUCCGCUCAUAUGGGCCGACUAAUUUGCUCAAGUCCUGUGUGAAGGAACCUGAAGUGCCAUCCAGGGAGGCAGCCCUCACCCACAGGUGGGGCGCUGAGUUGUUCCAGCACCAUGCUGGGGGUUCUGCUUUGCCAGGAGGCAAGGAUCGGCCAGCAGCACACCCCCCGUUUGCUGGGGUCCUGCCGGGACGGACAGCCCUUGGUCUCAGGCCCGCUGGAGAGGCUGCACGUCCCUUGACAGCCGCUUGCAGAACGUCACUGAGCAUGUCGCUGCCGUGCCGUGCGAGGCUGCGGUAAGUCGCCCUGACGGAGAGCCCCCUGUGAGUGCGCCAGGAGCCCAGGGCUCCAGCAAACCAGCAAGGAAGCUGCUGGAGCAGGCGGCCCGGCCAAGGUGUUAGAGAGAGGGAGGGAAGGCUGCGCAUCUGGCUGGCUGCUGCUGAGCCUGGCUGGGGAGCCAGAGCUGCCUGCGGGGGGACGUUCAGCAGCAGUGGAGCACCGAGCCAAGGCUCUCCCAAGGCCCGGCAGGACUGGAUGCAGAUCGAAACGCCAGUUUCUUCUUCAGUAACUCUGCACUCAGUGCACACUUGUAAAGCCAAAAUAGCACUGAAACCUGUGAGCUUUCUUUUCUUUCCUACUGGGAAAAAAGGAGGAAGUUUGAGUAAAUAGGCUAUUGUGUUGCACCUCCUGUUUGCUGAUCUUGGCAUGUGAGGAAAAGGGAGCGUGCCUACGAGCCCCCGAAGCUCGCAGCCAUCGACGGCCACACCAGGUGUCUGUGGCGCGGCCCUGGUGGCGGUUGCUGUCCUCCGCGGCCUCGCUUGCCCCACAGGCGCUGGCGGUGCUGUGCCAUUCCACCCAGGCUUCUGGAGGGUGGCAUAUUUGCAGGCAGGCCACCCCGAGAAGCCGUGACCUGCCUAGGGUGGCUCGCGCUCACCGUGGCCUGUUGUGCCACCCGAACUGGCAGGGCAGUUUAUCAUAGGCUGCUGAGAAUGGCUGGAGAGCCGCCCGUGCCAUUUGCCUUUUGCAGUCUUGCCAAUGACUGCCCUUUCGCUGACGCGGGAGCAGCACUUGCCCCGGCUUUAAAAAAUGGUGCCUAAAAAUGCACAGUUGGAGUUACAAUUGUGUUGUUGUGUUGCCCUUCAUGAGGGCUCACUUGCAGCUGUCUGGUGAGAGUCCAGCAGCGAAUUUGUAUAUGGCUGCAAAGGGCUGAGGGAGGAGUAAGCAAGGAGAGACUUGAGAGUCUGAGCAGAAGCACCAGACGGCUGCAGCAGCUGUCCUAAAGGGGCAGCACAGGGGCUCCUCCUCGGCAAUUGAGUCCUCUCCAGUUUAAGUGUUAAACCAGCCGUUUCCAGAUCCCCCCACCUUUACCCAUCAUCUCCAGCUACUCCAGAAAAAGGAAAUAAAAACUCCCCAACCUUUCACAAAAGCUUCCUUAUAGGCUUUUUCUUUUUAACUGCAGAAGUGUACUCAGAUUUAAUGCCUGGAAGUAAAGGACGGGGAUUUUAUGUCUGCAUUAACUCCUCUGUUGCUUGCUCAGUUUCCUUCCCAGCCAUUCAGUUUGUGUCUCUUUCCGCCAGUGGUUCAGAACUGUCAGAUGACCAUGACUGCAAGUGCGCUAAAAAACUGAAGAGGAGGCAAGAGGGGAGUGCUCUCUCCCCGUUUUGGAGCUGCUGUAGAUUUCAGGAAAGUUCAAAAAGGAAUGGAGAACUGUCAGUUCAAUUAAAAUCAAGAGGAUGACAUUGGUAAAUGUGCAAUAUUACUCUUCUCGCCACCUUUUGCCACUUUCCCUCCCUUUUUGACAGUUUUCAAUUGGCAAGUUGAAAUUCGGUCCCUUGCGACUGCAGUUCGCCUGCCUGCAGUCUCAGUGGUUCAUUUGUUAACCUGCUACACUUGAACACGCCUUUGGUAGCUGAAACAAGGAACUUGACUCGGACCACACAUUUGGAAAGCCAGAAAAGCGCAAGUGUGCAAAAUGACAUUUUUAGAAAUUAUGAGCACAGCUUUGCAAUUUUCAGAGACUGAUUUUUAAAAAUUUGGGCUUUUUGAGGCUCUGACAAAAAAAGGCACAGUGUGUAAAGAGGGACGGGUUGGGGAGACGAGGCAGGUGCUGCUGCUUGGCACUGGGAUCCAUGUCGUAGCCAGCUGGAAGACCAAGGCGGGACGUCUCCCCUUCGGCAAGUCCAGUUACCUGUUAGGCAUGCUGCAGGUGGUUUAGCAAGUGGCCACCCACCAUGACUGCGUGCAGGUGGGUGAGUGAGAUGCGCGCGCGCUCGCUGCCUCUCCCAGCUCUGGCCGACUCAGCUGGAUGGGAGAGUCGUGGUCAUGGAGAGAACCUUCAUGGGGGCUGCAUAUACCUUAACUGGCCAGCAGAGAUCCUUGGCCAAUAUCGAUAGGAUGCCCUCCAUCCAUCCUUUUCUUUUUUUUUCACUCAUCUCCAGCUAGUAAAUACUUUAUUUUUCACAGACUUGAAUACUGUCCACUCUUCCAAAGAUGCUUCUAUUUUGUAAAGAGUGCUUGAGGAAGAGGAGAUGUGUUUGUAUUUUUUCCAGUGAAAGAGAUUUCACGAGGCCAGCACUUCACAGUCCGCUCUUGCAGGGACAAGCGGUCACAAUCGGUAUGGAAAAACUGGAAAUUUCAGCCCCAGUGUGUUAGGCCAACCCUUGGAUCCCCCCUCCAAGGACAUGUGGGCCAGGCUGCCCAUUCCUUGAAGCCCAUGACACUAGUCUCCACCACAUUUCCCCCCUUAUAUAGAAUACUUAGUGGCUGAAGAAGGCAUGGCUGGGGAUCGUGGAUGGGGGAAGCCAGAAGCAGCGGGUGCCUGUGGGUCAGCUGGACCUGCUGGUGGAGGAGAUGCAGGCCGCCUCCAGGUCUUGUUCAGGGUGUUGAGCCUGUCCUGGUGCCAGAGCCCUCACCCAUGAUUGUAUCUGAGAAGAAUGAAACCACUUUGACAGGACUCUGUUGGGGCCUGGGGACUAAGGUUCUCUGCGUCUGCAUUGUUCUUGGACCCAGGACUAGUUGUCCUCAUGUUACUUCCUUGGACAGAGAAGUAACUUUUUGGGUGCUGCGUCUGUGAGAAGUGAUUCUUGGGGUGCCUUUAGGGAGUGCCUUGUUGAAAGAUGUUGACAUUACUCCAGGGGAUGGUCAGAUCUUUAUUUUACCUCACUUCCUAAACAAGAAUGCACCAAUGUUGACCCAUGUGCUCCAGGUUUGUAAGGAGACCAUUAACAGUGGGGCUCUUGCAGGUCCAGUUAUCAGUUAACUGAUCCCCGUUUGCUCUGCUGGCUGUUGGCAUCAGAUGUGGACCCACGUUUGGCUUCAUGCCCCUGCUUGCUAAUAAGGCAUCCAUAGGCUUUUGGAAAGUUGAUUGCUUGGGCUUUUCGGACCACCCAGAUGUAACCUUCAAGGUCACAUGCCUAGGCUGGGUGGAGUUGAUUUUCAUUAUCUGUAACUUCACAUUUAACACAAGGUUUUGAAGGAGCAUCAUGUCCUUAAUUGUCCUUUGCUUUUUGUCUUUAAUAAUUUGCAGUGAUUUUUUUCUUACGGGUGUGUGUGUUUAGUAUCAAGCUUGGGCAAAGAAUAAAAAGCACAGACUGCGCUGGCUUUGUGAAAAGGUUGCUUUAAUGGUUUAUGGGUGAGAUGUUCUGGGUCAAUUUCUCUUUCCUUCCCCCCUCCAAUUUUUGGUACAUUUAGCUGUUUUUGUUUUGUUUUUAUUUGUGUUGGCUUUUUUCUCCCAGGAUGUCUGGUUGAGGGAGAUAUUCUAAACUGUACUGCUUGGCAGUUUUAACCAGCAGUGUGUUCAAAUAAAAAGAAAUUAUAUUGUCA
Messenger RNA from Varanus komodoensis (Komodo dragon), 8059 nucleotides. It is a transcript of the gene MLEC, whose product is annotated as malectin. The transcript has 5 exons. The coding region runs from base 140 to 1006 and encodes 288 amino acids. Gene Ontology annotation, cellular component: membrane. Lineage: Eukaryota; Metazoa; Chordata; Lepidosauria; Squamata; Varanidae. The record is from RefSeq and is a predicted model, not a curated record. Gene Ontology annotation, molecular function: carbohydrate binding.